UUCCCAAGAGGAGACUGCGGCUGAAACUUCAUCAUCACAGCUCAGGAACAGCACUUCACACAGCCGCAAGGCAAGCUCUUGCCUGUGACAGUGUGUUUGCCAUCAUGGCACCCAAAAAGAAGACUGUCAAAAAGAACAAAGGAGAUAUAAAUGAGAUGACUAUAAUUGUAGAAGACAGCCCCCUAAACAAACUAAAUGCUUUGAAUGGGCUCCUAGAGGGAGGCAAUGGCCUUAGCUGCAUUUCUUCUGAAUUAACAGAUGCUUCUUAUGGCCCCAACCUAUUGGAAGGUUUAAGUAAAAUGCGGCAGGAGAAUUUCCUUUGUGAUUUAGUCAUUGGCACCAAAACCAAAUCCUUUGACGUUCACAAGUCAGUGAUGGCUUCAUGCAGUGAGUACUUUUACAACAUCCUAAAAAAAGACCCAUCUACUCAAAGGGUAGAUCUCAAUAAUAUCUCACCACCUGGCCUGGCGACUGUCAUUGCAUAUGCCUACACCGGAAAGCUAACUCUCUCCUUGUAUACAAUAGGAAGCAUUAUUUCUGCUGCUGUUUAUCUUCAGAUCCAUACUCUUGUAAAGAUGUGCAGUGAUUUUUUGAUACGGGAGAUGAGUGUUGAGAACUGCAUGUAUGUUGCCAACAUUGCUGAAACAUACUCUCUGAAAAACGCAAAAGCAGCAACUCAUAAAUUUAUCCGAGAUAACUUCCUUGAAUUUGCAGAAUCAGAUCAGUUUAUGAAACUUACAUUUGAACAAAUUAAUGAACUUCUCAUAGAUGAUGACUUACAGUUGCCUUCUGAAAUAGUAGCAUUCCAGAUUGCAAUGAAGUGGUUAGAAUUUGACCAAAAGAGAGUGAAACAUGCUGCAGAUCUUUUGAGCAAUAUUCGCUUUGGUACCAUCUCUGCACAAGAUUUGGUCAAUUAUGUUCAGUCUGUACCAAGAAUGAUGAAGGAUGCCGAGUGUCACAAACUUCUUGUAGAUGCUAUGAACUACCACUUACUUCCAUAUCAUCAAAACACAUUACAGUCUAGGCGCACAAGAAUCCGCGGGGGCUGCCGAGUUCUAGUCACUGUAGGGGGACGCCCAGGCCUUACUGAGAAGUCCCUUAGUAGAGAUAUCUUGUAUAGAGACCCUGAAAAUGGAUGGAGCAAGCUUACGGAAAUGCCAGCCAAGAGUUUUAAUCAGUGUGUGGCUGUGAUGGAUGGAUUUCUUUAUGUGGCCGGUGGUGAAGACCAGAAUGAUGCAAGAAAUCAAGCUAAGCAUGCAGUCAGCAAUUUCUGCAGAUACGACCCCCGUUUCAACACCUGGAUACACCUGGCCAGCAUGAACCAGAAGCGCACGCACUUCAGCCUGAGCGUGUUCAACGGGCUCCUUUACGCCGUGGGCGGCCGCAACGCAGAAGGUAGUCUGGCCUCGCUGGAGUGCUACGUGCCCUCCACCAAUCAGUGGCAGCAGAAGACGCCCCUGGAGGUGGCGCGCUGCUGCCAUGCCAGCUCGGUCACCGAUGGCCGCGUGCUGGUGACCGGUGGCUACAUCGGCAACGCGUACUCGCGCUCUGUGUGUGCUUACGACCCGGCCAGCGACGCGUGGCAGGACCUGCCGAGCAUGAGUACGCCGCGAGGCUGGCACUGCGCCAUCACGCUGGGCGACAAGGUGUACGUGAUGGGGGGCAGCCAGGUGGGGCCGCGCGGGGAGCGCGUGGACGUGUUGACCGUAGAGUGCUACAGCCCGGCAUCGGGCCAAUGGAGCUACGCUGCACCGCUGCAGGUGGGCGUGAGCACGGCCGGCGCCUCGGCGCUGCACGGCCGCGCCUAUCUGGUGGGGGGCUGGAACGAGGGAGAGAAGAAGUACAAAAAGUGCAUCCAGUGCUUCAACCCGGAGCUCAACGAGUGGACGGAAGAGGACGAGCUGCCCGAGGCCACCGUGGGCGUGUCCUGCUGUACCCUCUCGAUGCCGAACAACGUGACCCGGGAAUCCCGGGCCAGCUCGGUGUCUUCUGUGCCAGUUAGUAUCUGAGUCCAGGUAGAUGCGGGGACACAGGAAGAAAAGUAUUUAUUCAUAUGGUCCCGUGGUCGACUUUUGAGUUAGCGAA
Choloepus didactylus (southern two-toed sloth) is the source of this 2085-nucleotide messenger RNA. It is a transcript of the gene KLHL31, whose product is annotated as kelch like family member 31. Gene Ontology annotation, molecular function: protein binding. The coding region runs from base 105 to 2009 and encodes 634 amino acids. The transcript has 3 exons. The record is from RefSeq and is a predicted model, not a curated record. Lineage: Eukaryota; Metazoa; Chordata; Mammalia; Pilosa; Megalonychidae. Gene Ontology annotation, biological process: negative regulation of protein phosphorylation. Gene Ontology annotation, cellular component: nucleus; cytoplasm.